AUGGCCGAACAACAAAAAGCACUUCUCCUCCCCGUCAAACUUGGCGAAUUCACUUUGGGAACCACCCAAGUCUACAAGCCCGGCCCAGGCGAAUUGCUCGUUAAGAACAAAGCGGCGUCACUCAAUCCGGUAGAUUGGAAGGUCCGGAAGUACCACGCAUUCAUCAAAGAGUACCCUGCUAUCCUCGGGUUGGAUAUUGCAGGAGACGUAGAAUAUAUUGGUGAGGGGGUCACUGGGUUUUUGAAGGGCGACAGAGUUCUCUCACAAGGCCAAUUUGAACGCCAAUGGGGUGGUUUCCAGCAGUAUGUCAAGACCACCGCCGUCACUACCACAAAGAUCCCGGAAAAUAUUUCCUAUGAACAAGCUGCAACGAUUCCACUUGCCCUGACGACGGCGUACGCGGGACUCUAUAGUAACAAGCCAAACGGGGGAGGGUUAGAGGCUCCUGUUGAACCGACUGCGGUAGGAAAGUACGCUGGCUCCCCAAUCGUCGUCCUUGGAGGAUCAAGUUCCGUGGGACAAUACGGCAAUUUUUCUCCAGUCAUACAACUCGCCAAACUUUCGGGAUUCUCACCCAUCAUAACAACGUCCUCCGUCAAACACACGGAAUACCUCAAAUCACUCGGCGCAACACAUGUCGUAGACCGCAACUCACCUCUUCUCGCGCAAAUCAAGGAUAUCACAACGCAGCCGAUUCUUUUCGUAUACGAUGCUAUUUCGGAAAGGGACACGCAACAGGCGGGCCUGGAUAUCCUUGCAGCUGGCGGCACUAUGGUGACGGUGUUGCCCGCCGUCGGUUCACAGGUUGAGGGUAAAGAAAUCAUACACGUUGCGGGAUUGUUGAAGGCUCCUGCGCAUUUGACAUUGCUGGAGACGCUUUACGGCACGAAGUUGUCUGGCUGGCUGGAAGAAGGUACAAUUAAGCCCAACCGUGUCGAGUAUCUUCCAGGUGGACUCGGAGGUAUCGUCGCUGGCCUGAAGCGAAUGGAGGACAAUGAAGUGUCUGGUGUGAAGCUUGUCGUUAACCCUCAGGAUACGGAAUAG
Molecule: messenger RNA, 1044 nt
Organism: Laccaria bicolor S238N-H82
Lineage: Eukaryota; Fungi; Basidiomycota; Agaricomycetes; Agaricales; Hydnangiaceae
Exons: 5
Coding region: 1-1044 (347 amino acids)
Molecular function (GO): oxidoreductase activity, acting on NAD(P)H
Source: RefSeq, a predicted model, not a curated record